AUGAAGUUGCCUCUUUGUUUGAUUCUCACUGUCUGUGUGUCGAAAGCAGUCGCUUUCGGUCUCUAUGGCUGCUACGAGCGACUCCUGUACUGGCAGGCUUACCAGAUGGACAGCGGAUAUAAAAAGCACAAGAUCGCUCCAGCCUGCUCGCGAGAUGCGGACACUGCAAAGAACGUCGGUCCAAUCACUGGAGGCCGCUGCAACCUCCGUCAAUUUCUCUAUUACAUCACAUUGGACGAGGGCGAGAGGAGUGUCAUCGCAGACAAGAACAAGCUCAAGGAUGCGGACCUGGCCAAGGACCAGACCGCUAUCGAUGAGCUUGCUAAGAAAAUGGAUGAUGUUGACAUUGGAAAGGCUUACAAGCCGAGCCGCAUCUAUCAGGGUUUGCAUGUGAACUCCAGGGUCGAUGAGGUUAUAAGCAAUGUUGCUGCGUUCAUUGAGCAGAAGGGCUGGUUGGAAGAAGGUAACGGCAAGCCCAGCCAAACGUUGUUCGAUUUGGCCGAAAAGGCCCGAAGCCGAGUUGAAUUCGGGCGCAAGGCCAUGGCCGCCCGGGAUAUCGGAGCCGAGGUCCGCAAGCAAUACGAUCGAGAGGUUUGGGAUAAGCAGCCCAAGAAUAAAAACGGCGAGAUUACAAAGGACGCCCCUCUGGUUGAGGAAGGACUCGUCAAGGAGAGCCUGGCAGUUCCGGAGGGAGGAGUCGGGGGAUGGCGUACCUGCGACUUGGAAGUUGCACAGAACUCGAUCAACGCCGCAGAGGCUGCGGCGGGCAGGGGCCCAGUAAACUUGAAGAAGGAUUUCGUUCGCCCUUGGCGAGACAGGGAGGCCACCCACAUGCUAAAUAUCAAAGCAGCGAGUGAGGCAAAGGCGAAAAUCACCAGUUGUUCAGGCUGAGAUGGGGGAGACUUGUACAACUAGUUUCUAGCAAAAAGGCUGCGGAAGCCGCCCCGCAGCUUCGCACCCCCACAACACAUACAGAUUGGUAUAUGUCAG
Aspergillus piperis CBS 112811 is the source of this 990-nucleotide messenger RNA. RefSeq lists its product as uncharacterized. The coding region runs from base 1 to 891 and encodes 296 amino acids. The record is from RefSeq and is a predicted model, not a curated record. The transcript is spliced from 2 exons. NCBI's taxonomy places the organism in Eukaryota, Fungi, Ascomycota, Eurotiomycetes, Eurotiales, Aspergillaceae.